Phytophthora nicotianae INRA-310 is the source of this 2885-nucleotide messenger RNA. Its product is annotated as alanine-tRNA ligase. Lineage: Eukaryota; Oomycota; Peronosporomycetes; Peronosporales; Peronosporaceae. Bases 47 to 2815 code for a protein of 922 amino acids. Gene Ontology annotation, molecular function: ATP binding; nucleic acid binding; amino acid binding. Gene Ontology annotation, cellular component: mitochondrion; cytoplasm. Gene Ontology annotation, biological process: alanyl-tRNA aminoacylation; tRNA modification. The transcript has a single exon. The record is from RefSeq and is a predicted model, not a curated record.
AGCUUUGCGAAUCAAAAAUCGUGAGGUGGCGAUCGCAGCAAGGCCGAUGCUGCGUCUUCGCCGUUGCGCGGGCGCUCGCCGCUCCGCGGUCCGUGGUUUGCACUCGCUACCAUCCACGGAGCUACGCAGUCGCUUCCUACAGUUCUUCAAGACUCAGGGCCAUCGCAUCGUGCCCAGUGCGUCGCUGGUGCCGCCCGGAGGUGACCAAUCGCUGCUGUUCGUGAACGCCGGCAUGGUGCCGUUCAAGCAGGCAUUCCUGGGUCUCGACGGUGGAGCGGAGGCGCGCGGAUACUCCAGAGCCACCUCAGCGCAGCGCUGUGUGCGAGCUGGUGGUAAGCACAACGAUCUGGACCAGGUGGGACUCACGCGCCGGCAUCACACAAUGUUCGAGAUGCUGGGCAAUUUCAGCUUCGGCGACUACUUCAAGGAGCAGGCAAUUGCAAUGUGCUGGCGCUUUCUUACUCAGGAAUUGGGACUGCCCGUUGACAGACUACACGUUACGGUGCUCAAGAGCGAUCAAGAGGCUCGUCGUCUGUGGAAGCAGAUCGCUGGACUUCCCGACCACAAGAUAUUAGAGCUGGACGAACAUGAUAACUUUUGGGCCAUGGGCGACUCUGGCCCGUGCGGUCCGUGCUCGGAAGUGUUUUGGGACCUCGGAGACCACAUCGCUGACCCUGACGAACGCUUCUUGGAGCUGUGGAACCUCGUGUUCAUGCAGUUCUUCCGCAACGAAGGCGAUAGUGAGCUUCACCCACUUCCAAACUGUUCUGUCGACACAGGAAUGGGUCUUGAGCGCGUGGCCUCCGUUCUUCAAGGAGUCCCUUCCAACUACCACACAGACAUCUUCGUGCCUCUCUUGACAGAGGUGGCUUCCGUACUAGACGUCAACCGGUCGUCAACCUCACGCCAAUCUUUCACUAGUGCGCUUCAAGAAGAGCUAGAUCCGAGCAAGAAUUUAUUCGGGACCGGAAAAGAGAUUCAAACCCUCCGCAUUGUCAGUGACCACCUUCGUGCGACCUACGCAUUGCUACACGACGGUGUUUUCCCGUCCAACAUUGGUCGCGGCUACGUACUUCGCCGUAUCAUCCGGCGUGCCAUUCGACAUGCGCAGCAACUCGGCGUUAAGGGUGGCUCAGACGGCAUUUUGGCUUCGAUUGCAGUCCCUGGAUGGACAGAAACUGCAGGUUUCCAGCAAAUGCGAGCCAUCGUUUCCAACGAGGAGAGAGCGUUUGAAGAGAUGCUUCGUAAUGGCCGCGGUGCUAUUGAAAAGGCUUUCUCAAAGACCCAUACCGUGCUGUCUGGUGCUGAUGCUUUCCGUCUAUACGACACGUAUGGUAUCCCGCUAGAUAUCACUCAGGUGCUGGCGGAAGAGAAGGGUCUUAGUGUCGAUAUCGAAGGUUACGACUCUUGUAUGAAGAGCCACAAGCAGCAAACCAGUGACCGUAGUGCCUUCGCGGGCCACAAUACUCAACCUUCAUCAGAGCAGUCUUCAGCUCCAGCAGCGACUGUGGUCAGCGAGUUCGUGGGCUACGAUCAGCUUAGCGUGUCUAAAGCUCGCGUACUGGACAGUUGGUCGGGUCCAGGUUCGAACGGGUUCAGCGUCAUUCUCGAUCGCUGUCCAUUCUACCCGGAAGGAGGAGGCCAAGUUGGAGAUCGUGGUCACCUGAUUUUUACCUCCGAGGGCAGUUUAAAACACCUUACGAUUCCUGUUGAAAACACAACGAAACUCAACGAGGAUGCAAUUGCAGUUAAAUGUUCAUUACCGAAGGAUACGACGUUCGAAGACAUUACAGCGCUAUUCGUCCGCGACGAUGGUUUAAAACCUACCGUUGAGGCGCAUGUGGAUCGCAAGCUUCGUUCUAGUUGCGCUGUACAUCACACUGCAACUCAUUUACUACAGCGAGCGCUGAAGGCGGAGUUGGGCGAGCACGUGACGCAAGCGGGUUCACAGGUUACUAGUGACCGGCUUCGCUUCGAUUUUGCCCAUUUCGGAGCCUUAUCUCCUGAUGAGAUGGCAAGUGUGGAGGCACGAGUGAAUGCGUUUGCAGCAGCGGAGCUGGACGUUACAACCGUCGAGUUGCCACGAGAAGAAGCCGAACGCAGUGGCGCCAUUUGCAACUUCGGUGAUAAGUAUGGAGAUGUUGUACGUGUCGUUCGAGUUGGAGCGGCUGAAGCUCCUCUAACCAGCGAGUUUUGCGGAGGAACGCACGUGCAAAAUGUACGUGAGGUGUUCCCGUUCGCACUGGUGAGCGAGGGAUCAGUAGCUGCAGGUACACGACGUGUGGAAGCGGUGGCAGGAGCGGCUGGUGCCCGGUACUUACAAGCAAAGGCACAGACGCUGAGCGAGGUGGCCGAUCAGCUCUCGACUACACCUGCUAAGGUGGUAGAGCGUGUUAGAAAGAUGCAUAAGCAGGUGAAACAGCUCGAGAGUCGAGUUCAAGCUCUGGGCGACGUGCUAGCCGCGCUCCCUUCGACUCCACUGGCGUCGGGAUCUAUUGACGGAGCUAUCAGUGUGCCUCAAGUAGAACUGCAUGCGUUGGAUGUUCCUGGAGGCGGAGAAUUCUCCAAGGUGCUUAAACGCCGCGCUGAAUUCUUGGCAGAGCAAGCUUCCCCUAACAGCGUGCUGCUGGUUCUGGUUGGAUCCCAGGUAGCGUGCAUCGCCAACUCUGAGGCGAAGGUUCACGCUGGCAAACUGCUCCAACAAGUGGUCAAGCCGCUGGGUGGUCGUGGAGGCGGCAACGCUAGCUUCGCGCAAGGAUCAGUUCCCGCAGAUCUCACGCCGCAAGAGAUCGCUAAUCGUGUGCUUAGCGUUUGAAUAGAGACCGGAUAGAGGCUUUUUUACAGUUAAAGAACGUUGAAGUGGAAAUGUCAUUAUUUACCCUCAC